CUACCGAUAACUUUUGGCUCCGUGCGCACGACGUUGGCGAGCAUCCAUCUUUUCUGCAUUCCCAUCACUCCGAGUCUGUCGCUGCAACCAUUCUGACCUUGAGCCAUUUCCGUCGCCGGACCCAAUAGUACAGAUAACGAUUUACGAUGUUUGCCCUCCGCCGCGUUGCCGCGCGUGCUCUACAAUGCCAGCCAACCCGACAGCUUUCCAGUGUCCGAUGCACACCAUUGUCAACACGCAUCGAAGCGAGCAAGCCUUCUCUCAUCCGAUCAUUCCAUCAGUCGCAGCGAUGGCUCGCUGAUGAGGAAGAAAAGAAGGCCGAUGUAAGCGCGGCAGAGCAGAGUGAGAUCAAGGAGACAGAUGAAGACACAAGGAAGUUGGCGCCUGCAGAGGAUGGAGUGCAAGAGGUAUCGCAAGAAGUCAAGAAUGCGACAGCAGCCGCAAAAGACGCCAUCUCAAGCGCUGCUGAGACCGUCACGAGCACCGUCGCCAGCGUAGGACGAGCAACAGGAGAUCAGUUUCCGGGCGAUCGCAGUGUAAAACCAGGCCAAUCUGGAAAGAUUCUCUACGUUGGCAAUCUCUUCUUCGAAGUUCGAGCACAAGAUCUCGAGCGUGAGUUUGCUCAAUAUGGGCAAGUGGUCAACAGCCGCGUUGUCACAGACCAAACUGGCAGGAGCAAGGGCUUUGGUUACAUCGAGUUCUCCACGAGCGAGGAGGCCGAUAAGGCCAUUCGUGAGCUCGAUCAAAAGACUUUCCAGGGUCGCCGGAUGGCAGUGCAGCAUCACGUCCGUCGAGAGUCCAGGAACCCGAGGGAACCAAGGAACGACAGGAACAACAGGAACGACAGGGGCGAUAGGAGCACCGUUCGACAAGAACAUAGGGAGAACCCUCCUAGCAAGACGCUUUUCAUUGGAAACAUGUCCUACCAGAUGAGUGACCGUGAUUUGAAUGAUUUGUUUCGAGAGAUCAAGAACGUUCUCGACGUGCGCGUAGCGAUCGACCGCCGCAGUGGACAGCCUCGCGGCUUUGCCCACGCAGAUUUCAUCGACGUUGCCAGUGCAGAGAAGGCCAAGGCAUACCUGAGCUCAAAGGUCGUCUAUGGCAGAGAAUUGCGCGUAAACUUCUCACUUCCGAGCAGCAAGACAGAGCAGUCGUAGAGAAAGAGGUGCAUCACCACACGUGUAUAAUAAUAGAGCAGGCUGCCCUCGAAGCAUUUGAGCGCUUCACGAAAGGCCGAGGAGAGACACAGAGUCGCACAGUGGCGAAAAGAGGAAUGCCAGUCGGGCUGGGCACAGAAGGUGCCAGUGACGAUGCUGUGAUUCCUGAUCUCCGGCGAUUGGCACGGCGAGAGAAGAGCGGUUCGGGGCGGUCUGCACAUUGGAAGACGAGGUGGCUAUGCUGUUGGCAGCGUAGGUGAGGAUGAAUUGUAGCAUAGCAAAAGCCGACCGGCUGACUGUACAAAUGAACGGCGUGACUCGGCUCUGAAGGUCAAGUCCCCUCCAGCCUCGG
Messenger RNA from Cercospora beticola, 1509 nucleotides. Its product is annotated as RNA-binding protein. The record is from RefSeq and is a predicted model, not a curated record. Gene Ontology annotation, molecular function: RNA binding. Lineage: Eukaryota; Fungi; Ascomycota; Dothideomycetes; Mycosphaerellales; Mycosphaerellaceae.